AUGACUUCCUCCCUCGAGCACAUUGACACAUGCGUCCCGGUAACUGCGCUGAAGGCGCUGGUAUUGAAAGACGUCAGACUUCUUCUUCAGAGCCAAGGAACCUAUGUCCGCCUCAUUCAUGAAGAAAGCGGGCGACUGCUUGCUGAGCUGAAAGUGUUCAAGAGGAAUCACGUCCAUGGGAUCGUUGCUCUUGGCCACCAAGAACAAGGCCAAUAUGCUCAUUUCGUUGCCUGGGGAGGACAGUCCGUGCGGGCGUUUAGUUUAUGCCUCAACGAAAAGGAACUGAAUGCAAGCGUACAAGCUGCAAGCUCGGAAUAUCUGGCACCGGAUUGGAUCCUGGCUGGAUGUGCGCUUGAGGCGGAUGGCGAAAUUGAAAAUGCUUAUAUGUUAACAGCUCACAAUGCUCUCCUGAGUGUACAGCUUUUCAGACAGACCAGAGCUGAUUACGAAAAGGUUAUCGAGAUACGCCAACUUGUGGCUGGGGUGAAGUCAAUCCUCUACUCGGCAAAUGUUCUUUCUCUGUCCAAAGCUCAUAUCCUGGUCGCGGCUGGCACUGUCUUUGGUGAAAUUAUAGUGUGGUCGUGUUUCUUGCCCGAGGAUGCUUUUGCAACUGCGACUGGGUCAAUUCACCACUUCUUUACGGGCCAUGAAGGCUCAAUCUUUGGAGUGCAAAUUUCGCCUCCCAUUCCUUCCUUGCGCGGGGGUCGUGAUGGACGACUACUGGCUAGUUGUAGUGACGACAGAACCGUCAGGAUAUGGGACAUUUCUGACUGCGAGCGUACGUCCCGUCACGACACCCCCGCCUACUCAACCGACGGAUUCGAACUACGCGGUACAGGAUUUGGCGCAGGAUCUGGUGACAAUGAGCUUGGGUCUGAGUCAAUUCUCGCGAGUGCAUUUGGACACUUGGCCCGCAUUUGGGGUGUCCACUUCCUGCCUAUCAAGCAAGGACCGGGGAAAGUAAAUCUGAUUUCACGUGGUGAAGAUGCUACAUGCUUGCUCUGGGAUCUGACCUGGGAUCCGUCAUCGGAAAACCCCCAGUUUGAACUUGCGGAAACCAUGUCCGUCCGAAAACAUACGGGCAAACAUAUUUGGGCACUCGAGAUGCGCCACACCGAUACAGACACAGUGGUCUAUACCGGUGGUGCCGAUGGCGCUGUGAAGAGCUUCACCAUUGAACUGCAUGGCAAUGGAGAUGUUAUUUUGCCGAAUUUGCGUAACCGAAUUGCGACAUCGAUAGAUGCUCAAAGCCCCGAGCCUCACAUUGAAACAUCAAUUAAAGGUUUUGGAUUUGUCUCUCAGGACUCGUUUGUUGCCACGACUGUGCGGGGUGAGAUUCAGAUCGGACGAAUCGGGACUGGGCAUGGAACUACACGUCAUAUCCUCAAAGAGACUUUGACUGUCGAGGAGGACCUGCGCUCAUAUUCAGUCGUCACGGGUCUGCCACAGAAAGGAAUAGCUCUCUUAGGUAACGCACGAGGCUUGAUACGCUUGUAUGAUCACAGCACCAGAUCCCUCACCAAAGUGGUCGAUGCGGGUCAAAGGCCAGUGGGAUUGUACGCACUUGAUUACCAGCCUAGCACAGCUGGAACGUCUGCGAAGUUGUCAUUCGUUGCAGUUUACCCCAAGGCCGAGAAAGCCGAUCUCAUCUUGGCUACAUUGGCAGAUGGCGCAGAGCCGCACGUGGAUAAGAUCAAGCUUGACCUACCUUAUGGCUUCGGCGUGUCGACUGCAGCCUUGAUCCACAAUGACCAGUACCUUGCGCUAGGAUCCUUGACAGGCUCAUUCGCGGUGUAUCAAGUUCUAGUGUCAGACAUGCUUCAACCGGUCAUGCCUUCUUGCAAGGUACAUGGUCGCGAAGGUCUUAGCUUCAUCACUUCGUUUGCAUCACUCUAUGGAGAGAGCGGAUUAGAACUGCCGUUCUUCAUGACAUGUGGCCGCAACGGAACCUAUAGCAUCCAUGAGCUGGUCUUCUCAACCGGUCCGGAGCCCUCGGUGUCCCUGAAAACGCUCCAUUGUUCUUCGCUUGCUUUUAAUUGUGAAAUCGCGGGCGCUUAUAUCGACCAUGUCUCCAAGGAUCUAAUGUUCUAUGGAUUCCAGCCAAUGGACUUUGUGCUCUGGAAUGAGUCUGCUCAGACAGAGGUCGCUAGACAUAAUUGCAACGGAGGCCGACGAUCCUGGGCGUUCCAACCAAGUCAAGAUGUCGCUUGGGCGGGUUCUUUCAUCUGGAUUCAGUCGGGGCUGACUGCCCUGUCGAUACAGCCUGAUGCGACUCGUACCUUGCGUUCUGGAAGCCAUGGCAGGGAGGUGAAGGACAUGUGUGUCACUCAGAACUCGGAUGGGCAGGGUCCCUUGUUUGUGACUGGAUCAGAAGACACUAACGUGCGGAUAUUUGCUCCUCGUGACCCGCAGCUGGAGAGUCGCUGGGGCGCAUUCAAAUGCCUGCGACUUUUGAGAAUGCAUCAUACCGGCAUCCAGAGCGUAAGCUGGUCUAGCGACGGUAAAGUUCUAUUUACGAGCGGCGGCUAUGAACAAUUCUUCGUUUGGCGGACGUGCUCGAUCCCUCGAUUUGGCUUGGGAACUAUGCUCGCGGGAGAGUGCCCUAAGAGCGAUCCCAAUUCCGAUCUACGGGUGACGAGCUUCGAUACGCUGGAAGUGGACGAGGGAGAGGCGGAGUCUGGAUUCCUUCUUUGCCUGACGUAUUCCAACUCCACCAUCAAGAUCUUCCAUUACUCUUCGACCGACAAAGGCUGCUUCACCCUACUCGCCAGUGGUACCUACAUGAGCAACUGCCUAACCCAGGCUCGGUUGAUUCUGAAAGGGUCUACCUUGAGUCUCAUUACGGCUGCGACCGAUGGCUACUUUACUCUCUGGAACUUGACUCCGGUCCUCGAGCGAUUCUAUACUAUCGCGUCGCCGUUGAUCCCCACACAACCUAUCCGCGGAGCGUCGAUCAUACCGGAGACUAUCACCUGCGAGAAUCGAUAUCAGAUCCACUGGAACAGCGUCAAAUCUAUGGAUCUGGCUGACCUGUCCGACACCUUGGCGCUGAUCGUCGCCGGAGGAGAUGACAACGCAGUAACGGCCACUCUCCUAGACACCACCGGGGCCGGCGACGCGACAUCCACCGUGACCAUUCCCGACGCGCAUGCAGCAUGCGUCACGACGGUUCGCAUCCUCAAGCACCUCCCAGACCAGGGUAAUGGAGUUAGUAGAUUUGCCGUUGCUUCCUCGGGCAAUGAUCACCAGGUCAAGAUCUGGUGGAUCGACGUAGACGCCAGCAGGCAUGGGCCGGAGAGGAUCCAGAUCGGUCAAGCACUGGAGAGGUACAGCUGCGUGGCGGACAUCUCAUCGCUAGAUAUUAUCCACGAUGGGCAAUCGGAUCAUGCCAAGCUGGUUGUGUGCGGCGCGGGCAUGGAGAUGUUGGAACUACGGUUGUGAGAGGGCAGAUUAGCUCCUUCUCUACGAUGUGAUGGGAUGCACAUAUACCUUGAC
This is a messenger RNA of Aspergillus homomorphus CBS 101889, 3495 nucleotides long. Its product is annotated as tRNA (34-2'-O)-methyltransferase regulator RTT10. Lineage: Eukaryota; Fungi; Ascomycota; Eurotiomycetes; Eurotiales; Aspergillaceae. Gene Ontology annotation, cellular component: cytoplasm. Bases 1 to 3441 code for a protein of 1146 amino acids. Gene Ontology annotation, molecular function: protein binding. Gene Ontology annotation, biological process: tRNA methylation. The record is from RefSeq and is a predicted model, not a curated record. The transcript is spliced from 3 exons.